UGCUUGGAGGCGGGGUGGGGUGCGGAGACGCGAGUGGGAGGCGGUCGCCAACUGCGCCCCCGCCCGGCCCAGCCAGUGGUGCCGCCCCCGUCCCCAGCCCCCCGGCCAGGCGACAGCAGUCAGAGGGGGGAGGCAGAGCGCCUCCUCCCCGCCCGGAGCCGAACCAGCCGCGCCGGGGGAGGAGAGCGCUCACCUUGCCCCCCGAUGAGGGGCGGAUCAUGCCAUGGCAGCGCCGGCGAGCCACAGCGGCGACAGCGAACAGAGCCCGAGCAGCAGCCCCGGGAGCCGGACAGGAGCCGGGGGCACCGCGCUGGGAGCCCGGGACUCAUCGGCGACGGCCCCCGGCCUCCCUCCGCUCGAGGACUACGAGUGCAAAAUCUGCUACAAUUACUUCGACGCGGACCGCCGCGCACCCAAACUGCUGGCGUGCCUGCACACCUUCUGCCAGGAGUGCCUGAGCCAGCUGCAGCUCCGCGCCGCCGCCGCCAGUGCCGGGCCUGAGCGCCAACCGCGCCCGCCGCCCUGGCACGGCCCUCCUGGCGCCAUCGCGUGCCCCGUGUGCCGCCACCGCACGCCGCUGCCCGACAGUCGCGUGCACGGCCUGCCUAACAACACCAAGCUCGCAGAGGCCUUCCCGCUGGCCCUGCGCGCCGCGCACGACCCGCUGCCCCAGGACCGCCUCCCGCCGCUGCCCGCGCGCCGCCCCGCGCCCGCCGCCGCGCCGCCCGUCGCAGCCCCGCAGCCCCCCCCGCCCGUCGAGGACGCGGACCCCGCGCCCCGCGCCCGCACGGGCCUGCGCGCACCCGGUGCCUACGAGAGCUGCCAGAACUGCAAGCGCGCCGCGCUUACCGCCGGUUGCGUGUGCGUCGUCUUCUCCUUCCUGUCCAUGGUGGUGCUGCUCUUCACCGGCCUCAUCUUCGUCAACCACUACGGUGGUGGCGGCGGCGGGGGAUCCCCCGGGGUCGGGACGACGCCUGGCACUGGCCCGGGGUCCGGGACGCCCUCGCCUUCGCCCGUGGGGCCCAUCUGCCUGUCGGUGGCCAGCAUCCUGGCGCUCUUCUCAGUGGUUGUCACCUGGGUCAUCUGCUGGCUCAAGUACCGGCCUGAGGGCGCCGCCACGGGCUCCGCGGGAAGCAGCGGCGGCGGGGGCCCGAGGGCGCGGGCAGCGGCGGCUCCCGGCAGCGCGCGGAGGAGCGACACGUAGCGGGUGUCUCGCCAGCACCUCGCUCCCGCGCGCCCCAGGAGAGGGAACCUCUGGGCUCAGCACGCUAGCUUCUCCGCCACCCCCUGCGUCCCCCCUCUUCAGACGCUCACCCCCUCCCAUCGGGCUCUCCACGCCCCACCUGCUCAGCACUGGGGCG
Molecule: messenger RNA, 1361 nt
Organism: Ochotona princeps (American pika)
Lineage: Eukaryota; Metazoa; Chordata; Mammalia; Lagomorpha; Ochotonidae
Gene: RNF228
Product: RING finger protein 223
Exons: 1
Coding region: 224-1204 (326 amino acids)
Biological process (GO): protein ubiquitination
Molecular function (GO): ubiquitin protein ligase activity
Source: RefSeq, a predicted model, not a curated record